This is a messenger RNA of Priapulus caudatus, 979 nucleotides long. RefSeq names its product rap guanine nucleotide exchange factor 2-like. The record is from RefSeq and is a predicted model, not a curated record. Lineage: Eukaryota; Metazoa; Priapulida; Priapulimorpha; Priapulimorphida; Priapulidae. Gene Ontology annotation, biological process: signal transduction. The transcript has 7 exons. The coding region runs from base 77 to 556 and encodes 159 amino acids.
GCGCAUCAACCUCCUGCCGAAGGGACUAACGAGCAGCGCAGACAGUCAGCUGAACAGCUCCGACGACAGUCUAUACAUGAACAGCCGAGCAGCGCUUCAUUCGCCCGCGCUCAGCCAUAGCAACCCGGAUCUAACAACGAUCGCCGCGGCGAUGACGGCAGGCGGUUACGGGGUCGAGGACGGGCGACCGGACUUCCCCGAACACGUGCUCAAGGUGUACAAAGCGGACCAGACGUACAAGUACCUGCUAGUGCACAAGGAGACGACGGCGAGGGAGGUGGUGAUGCUGGCGCUGCGUGAGUUCGGCAUCACAGACCCGAGCGGUGACUACUCACUGUGCGAGGUGUCCGUGGGUCACGGCGGAGUCAUCAAGCAGCGCCGGCUGCCGGACCAGCUGGGGGGCCUCGCCGAGAGGAUCCCGCUCGCGGCGCGGUACUACCUGAAGAAUAACAUGUGUACUGAGCAGCUGGUGGCGGACGACCUAGCACCGGAGCUACAGAAGGAGAACCAGCAGAACAUUCUGCAGCUGAAGUCGGUGGAAUUGCGGCUCAGCUGACGCUGCAUGACUUCUCCACUUCCGCCAGGUGGAGCCCGACGGAGUAUGUGACGACCUCUACAACCUUGGCUCGUCCUACGGAACGCCCAAGCUCACCGAGUUUGCCAAGACGGGCUGAACAAGGAGAUGUUUCUGGUCGUCGACGGAGUUUGUGCGAGAACUGAAACUUACUUGGCGUGCGAUGAAGGUCAUCAAACACUUUCGUGAAGAUCGCAGCGUCACUGCAAGGAGAGUCGUAACUUCAACUCGAUGUUUGCCAUCGUGAGCGGUCUCGGCCACGGCUCCGUCUCUCGCCUCCGCUCCGCAUGGGACAAGCUUCCCGGCAAAUAUCAGAAGCUGUUCGAGGACAUGCAAGACCUCAUGGACCCGUCGCGCAACAUGAGCAAAUAUCGGAACCUGCUCAACAGCGAACACAUUCAACCA